GUGGUUGUAUUUCUUCUUUUCACAAUUUGUUCAUCUCUGUGAUGCAAUUGAUUUUUAAUAUUUAUUUAACGAAUUAAAUGUCAAUAGUGAAAGUGAAAACUGGAUAUAAUAUUUUUCAGUGAAAAUAUGAAAAUUCAAUUAUAAUCCAUAAAGAAAAUUGAUAAAUAAAUGAAUUGAAAACCAGAGACUUAAAGCCGGAAAAAGGUUAUACAAAUGAAAAAAUAAAAAUCAGUGUAUAAAGUAAAAAACAAAAAAAAAACAAAUUUAUAAAUAAAAGAUUAUAUAGAUAAAAUAAUUUUGUGUAUAAAUCAAAGCAGAGGCACGAUUUGUAGGCGAGAAAAGUGAAGAAAAUACAAAAUUAUAAGAAGAAAAAUCAUACGAGUUCAAUAAACGCUUGAUCUUUAGAGCGGCCCAAUAUCCAAACUAACCUAAAAACAAGUGGAAAUUUGUGUCUUUUUUUUCGAAACAAAAAAUGUAGGAAUUGUUGAUAAGAACAUCUAAAAACUGAUAAACAAAUUACCGCGAAAAUACAGUGUAGGUAUUAAAAAGGCACUUUUGAAAGGGAGAUUUAUUUAAAUUUACAAGAUGUUGGGUGGCUUAAUACCGAUAAGAUGGUCAGAACUACGUAUAUUUCCAGCACGUAUGUCCACCACACAAAAGGUGGUUAUUAUGUCUAUAGCGGCUGGUGUGGCCCUUUUGGGUGUAAUGUCCAGAUACUUGCGUCGUCGUAAGCCACCACGUCCUCCACGUCGUGCUCGUAAAUACACAGGAAGACGUACACGCAAUAGUAUGCGUAGUCCCAAUGAUAUGAUUUCCAUUGCCGGCUCUAAAGCCUCUGCCCGCUCUGGCAGUCCAGUGGGCUCUACUAUUGCAUACUCCCAAUCUGAUCGUAUGUCCAUGGCCAGUGGUUCUAUAGGUGCAGGGGCCCUAGUGUCUUCCUCUAACCAAGGUCAACCUGGAAUAAUGACCACCCAAUUGACCGCCCAACAAUUGGGUGUUAUGGGCAUGGAAGCUUUGGAUACCGUCAUAAAUUUCUGGGAGGAUGCCUUAGCUGCUCAUUAUUCACCAGGCGGUGUUCCCGCCAUACUCACUACAGCUGAAGAAUCCGAAUUUUGUAGAGAAAUACAAAAUCUGCUCGAUAUGGCCUAUACUUUGCAGGAACAAAGUGAAUUACUCUUUUUGGAUCAACGUUCGGUGUUAUUUCGCGACGAACCGUCCAUAGAGGAGGCCGAGGAGGAUAAUUGGCGUGCUCUGGAGGAUGUUGCUGAUGAUGAUAAACAUUCUCAGCGUUCCACAAGUAUGAGUCGUACUGGUUCCGAUCCUAAUUUCGAUUCUGCGGAAAGUUUUGCAUCAGCCUUAGAUCAAGUGGCGGAUUUGAGAGAAUUUGAUAGUUUUGCCGAUACCGAAUAUGAGGAGUAUCCAUUGUAUCAGGCAGCUUUAAAACAGCACGAAGAAUCACCCAUACCAUGUCGUACUAUACGCUGUGAAUUGGUGCAUUGUUCCAACGAAACGGAAUAUUUGGCUAAAUUGCAUUGUGUGCGUUUGGCUUUUCAAUAUUUGUUUAAGGAUCCAGCUAUUGGUCAAUGGGUAAUUGAUACCGGUCGUCAAAUACUUACCGAUUUGUUGUGUCUGGGUGAUAAAGAUACCAAAGAAUUUUUGGUUGGCUAUGAGGAUUUCAUCAAUUAUUUACAAGAUCCCUCAAAUUGGGUUGAAAUACAAAAAGAAUUGGAACAGCGCAAUGUCAAGGCCAUGACAUUCUAUGACAUCUGUUUGGAUUUCAUAAUAUUAGACUCAUUUAGAGAUUUAGAUGCACCACCGGGAAGUGUUAUUGCAGUUGUACAAAAUCGAUUUUUAUCUAAUGGUUUUAAAGAAACAGCUCUAACCACCGCAGUAUGGUCUGUUUUAAAGGCUAAGAAACGUAUGCUUAAGUUUCCCGAUGGUUUUAUGGCCCACUUCUAUGUCAUCUCCGAACAAUUGUCACCCUUAAUGGCUUGGGGUUUUUUUGGACCCGAUGAAAACUUGAAGGAUAUUUGCCAUUACUUUAGAGAUCAAAUGUUGGGCUUUUUGGCCGAUAUUUUUAGUUUCCAAAAGAGUCAUUAUACCACUUUGGAGGAAUUUUCCCAAGAUAUUUUAGAUCAUAUGAAAACUAGAGUUAAUAAUAUUAGUAUUAAAUUUAGUCAAUAGAAAAUCAAACGUUAAAGAUCAUAGAAACAUCAUAAAUUUAAAUAAGAAAACUUCCUUAAUUCCUUUUUUUAUUGAUUUUUUUAACUAAAAGUUUGGAAAACUAUUUGAAAUGAACAAAAUAUUCUAAUUGUUUUUGAAAGACAAACAAAUCUAGAGAAAAAAACGCAAAUGUUAUAUAUAAAUCGUGUGUUCAUUAGUUAAGAGUGGCUUAUGAAAGAUUUCACUAAUUGGUACUAUUCCAGCUCAUUUUUUGUUUAUUAAUUUCUUCUUUUAAAUUUUACUGCAUUUAAGUUUUUUAUUUCUAGUUCAUUAUAAGGUGCCCUUAUAUACAUACAACUUAAUAAAUAAUAUUAAUAAUAAAUAGCUUUAUA
Lucilia cuprina (Australian sheep blowfly) is the source of this 2555-nucleotide messenger RNA. RefSeq names its product mitoguardin (gene Miga). The record is from RefSeq and is a predicted model, not a curated record. Bases 586 to 2184 code for a protein of 532 amino acids. Gene Ontology annotation, biological process: mitochondrial fusion. The transcript is spliced from 4 exons. Lineage: Eukaryota; Metazoa; Arthropoda; Insecta; Diptera; Calliphoridae.